Molecule: messenger RNA, 2097 nt
Organism: Pseudopodoces humilis (Tibetan ground-tit)
Lineage: Eukaryota; Metazoa; Chordata; Aves; Passeriformes; Paridae
Source: RefSeq, a predicted model, not a curated record
AUGCAUGGAAAGAGGUCCAGGUGCUCCUUCUCCCAGCUGGAGGUGAUCCUGAUCACGUGCCUGGUGCUGAUGAUCGCCCUGACCGUGGUGCUCCUGGUCCUGCACUUCCUCACCGAAAACAACAAUGAUUCCAACAACAUAGCAGAACCAGCAAAGUACUUGGUGGGUGUUGGCAGAGCUGACUGCACGGGGCCUGUGGCACAAGUGCCUCUGAUGGGAUAUGCCAACCCCGACCAGGUGGGUGGGGGGCUCCUCUCGCGCCUCUACAGCCGAGCCUUCAUCGUGGCAGACCUCAAGAACUCCAGGCGGGUCGUCUUUGUCAGUGCUGACAUUGGAAUGGUGUCCCAGAGAGUGAGGUUGGAGGUGCUGAAGCAGCUGCGGAGCAAGUACGGCCAGCUGUACCGGCAGGACAACGUCAUCCUCAGCGGCACCCACACGCACUCAGGGCCCGGGGGGUACUUCCAGUACACCCUGUUCUGGAUCACCAGCAAGGGGCUGGUCAGGCCAGCCCUCAGCUCCAUCGUGAACGGCAUUGUGAAGAGCAUAGGUAUUGCCCAUGAGAACAUGAAGAGAGGAAGGCUCUUUAUAAACAGAGGCACGGUAGAAAACAGCCAGAUCAACCGGAGCCCUUUCUCCUACCUCGCCAACCCGCAGUCCGAGCGGAACAGGUAUUCAUCCAACACGGAUAAAGAAAUGGUGGUGCUGAAGAUGGUAGAUGAGGAUGGAUCCGAGCUAGGCCUUAUCAGCUGGUUUGCCGUGCACCCGGUGAGCAUGAACAACUCCAACCACCUGGUGAACAGCGACAACGUGGGCUACGCCUCCUACCUGUUCGAGCAGGAGAAGAACAGGGGGAUGCUCCCCGGAGAGGGCUCUUUUGUGGCCGCCUUUGCCUCAUCCAACCUGGGAGAUGUGUCCCCCAACACGCGGGGCCCGUUCUGCGCCAACACGGGCGAGUCGUGUGACAACCCCCAGAGCACCUGUCCCGUCGGAGGGGCAGCCAUGUGCAUGGCCAAGGGGCCCGGGAAUGAUAUGUUUGAGAGCACCAGGAUUAUAGGGCAAAAUAUCUACUUGAAAGCAAAGGUUAAAACCUGUAAGCCAGCCCUGGGGCACAGCUUUGCUGCAGGGACUAUUGAUGGAGUGGGGGCUUUCAACUUCACCCAAGGUGCAGUAGAAGGGGACCCGUUUUGGGACCAAAUCCGGGACCAGCUGCUGGGAGAGCCAUCGAACGAAACCAAAGCCUGCCACAAACCCAAGCCCAUCCUCUUCAGCACAGGGGAGAUGACUUGGCCCCACCCCUGGCACCCGGACAUUGUGGACGUGCAGAUCGUUGCCAUCGGAUCCCUGGCAAUCCUUGCUGUUCCCGGGGAGUUCACGACCAUGUCUGGACGCAGGCUGCGGGAAGCUGUUAAAAGUGAAUUUGAUUCCCACGGGACACCAAAGAUGAACGUUGUAAUUGCAGGUUUGUGCAAUGUCUACACCCACUACAUCACCACCUACGAGGAAUACCAGGUUCAAAGAUACGAGGCUGCCUCAACUAUUUAUGGGCCACACACCCUUUCUGCUUACAUCCAGCUGUACAGGGGCCUGGCCAAGGCUAUUGCUCUGAAUGCCACUCAGGAGCUGCCCCGUGGUCCAGAGCCCCCACUUUUCAACGUAACCAGUCUGACCCUGCUGCCUUUGCUCAGCGCCGAGAACGCGCCGGCCAAUAAAGACUUUGGGGAUGUGCUGGAAGAAGUGAGACAAGAGUAUCGAGAGAGAGAAGUUGCUGAAGUGACUUUUGUGGGUGCAAACCCCAGGAACUCUGCAGAGAAUGCGACUGAGCAUAACUUCCUGACGGUGGAGAGAUACUCCAACAUUUCCGGCAGCUGGCGCACGGUGCUGAACGACGCCUCCUGGGACACCAGGUUUUACUGGAGCAAAGGAUCCCGAGGCCAGAGCAAUGUGACCAUUGAGUGGCACAUCCCGGCUGGCACAGAGCCGGGCCUCUACCGGUUCCGCUACUUCGGGCACUGCAAGAAGAGGCUGUUCCCCUUCUUGAAAACCAUCACAGUCCCAUUUGAGGGUUCAUCCUCAGCAUUUCAAAUCACAGCUCCAUAG